CUUCAAACUCACACGCAAAAGGUACCCCCACUUUCUCUCUCUAAAAUCUCUCUCUGAAAAAAAAAAAAAAAAAAAAAAAAAACACAAAUCCAGUAAUGGCUAUUGCUAGCACUAGUUCUCUCCUUCCUACCAAAACUUUGAUUCAAACCCAAUCUCUCUCAUCUUCUUCCCAAACCCACCAGCCUUCUCUCCCCAAAUCCCUCAGAUCCGUCAAACCCAUCUCCGCCGUCCAUUCCCCCGAGCCCUCCAAGAACCCCAUCGUCUCCGACAAGCCACCGAAGCCAACCACUUCGGCGGCGGCGGCAACCUCGGCGGCCGCGACGGUGACGAAGCCUGAUACUGUUCCGAAGAAAUGGACUGUCGAUAGCUGGAAGGCGAAGAAGGCUCUUCAGCUUCCGGAGUACCCAGAUCAGGAAGAGCUCGAAACGGUUCUCAAAACCCUCGAUGCGUUCCCUCCGAUUGUGUUCGCCGGAGAGGCUAGGCAUCUCGAGGAACGCCUCGGCGAGGCUGCUAUGGGCAAUGCGUUUUUGCUUCAAGGUGGAGAUUGCGCUGAGAGUUUCAAGGAGUUUCACGCGAAUAACAUUCGAGACACUUUCAGGAUUAUCCUCCAGAUGGGUGCUGUGUUGAUGUUCGGUGGACAAAUGCCAGUAAUCAAGGUGGGAAGAAUGGCCGGUCAGUUUGCGAAACCCAGAUCGGAUCCAUUUGAAGAGAAGAAUGGUGUGAAGCUUCCGAGUUACAGAGGUGACAAUAUCAAUGGAGACGCCUUCGAUUUGAAGUCGAGAACUCCGGACCCACAGAGGUUGAUCAGAGCCUACUGUCAAUCUGCAGCAACUCUCAAUCUCUUGAGGGCUUUCGCCACCGGAGGGUACGCCGCCAUGCAACGAGUCACCCAGUGGAAUAUGGAUUUCACAGAGCACAGUGAGCAGGGAGAUAGGUAUCGGGAACUAGCUAACCGAGUUGAUGAGGCCCUUGGAUUCAUGUCUGCUGCUGGACUUACAGUUGAUCAUCCUAUCAUGACAACCACUGAUUUUUGGACAUCGCAUGAGUGCUUGCUCUUGCCUUAUGAGCAGUCACUUACCAGGAUGGAUUCAACUUCCGGCUUGUACUAUGAUUGUUCUGCUCAUUUCCUCUGGGCUGGGGAACGAACUCGGCAACUUGAUGGUGCCCAUGUUGAGUUCUUGAGAGGAAUUGCUAAUCCCCUUGGAAUUAAGGUGAGUGACAAAAUGGACCCUAAUGAGCUGGUUAAGCUCAUUGAGAUAUUGAAUCCUCAGAACAAACCAGGGAGGAUUACAAUUAUCACAAGAAUGGGAGCAGAGAACAUGAGGGUGAAGCUUCCUCAUCUAAUUAGGGCAGUUCGCAGGGCAGGGCAAAUUGUAACUUGGGUUAGUGAUCCUAUGCAUGGCAACACCAUCAAGGCUCCUUGCGGUCUCAAAACUCGCCCCUUCGAUGCCAUCAGGGCCGAAGUGAGAGCCUUCUUUGAUGUGCAUGAGCAAGAAGGGAGUCACCCGGGUGGAGUUCAUUUAGAGAUGACUGGCCAAAAUGUGACAGAGUGCAUUGGUGGGUCACGAACUGUGACCUUUGAUGACCUGAGUUCGCGCUACCACACCCACUGUGAUCCUAGGCUUAACGCUUCUCAAUCUCUGGAGCUUGCUUUCAUCAUUGCAGAGCGACUACGAAAGAGGCGGCUCGGAUCACAGAAUUCAUUAAAGCUGUAAAAUGGCUUCAUCAAGAGACCCUCCAAAUAUGUUUGCUUCUUUUUAAUAUCUAAAUUUGCAUCACUGGGCUGUAUAAGUACAAUAUUGUAUUUUGGCUGUUUUAGUUUUAAAGUAUGUCAUGUCAUGUAUUGUAUGUGUAUAUUGUGAAGUGAUGGUUUGAGAACUCUGAAGAGACGGUAAUAAAGCAACAAAUUAUGGCUGCAUUAUGCAUUGAUAAA
Molecule: messenger RNA, 1933 nt
Organism: Camellia sinensis
Lineage: Eukaryota; Viridiplantae; Streptophyta; Magnoliopsida; Ericales; Theaceae
Product: phospho-2-dehydro-3-deoxyheptonate aldolase 1, chloroplastic
Biological process (GO): aromatic amino acid biosynthetic process
Molecular function (GO): 3-deoxy-7-phosphoheptulonate synthase activity
Source: RefSeq, a predicted model, not a curated record